AUGGAGGCCAACGAUCCGUCGGGAAGACUCACCGUGGAAGAUCUGUCCGAUUGCAGAAGCGAGUCCAGCCACUCGGAAUCGCAGCUGAGAGCGUUUCAAGAUUACGAGCGAGUCAAGGAAUUGAAUCUGUCGGUGGAGAAAUCGAAGGAAGACGCGACGGAGCCUAAAGAUUUCCAUCUGGGACUGGAACCUGCCAGGAUCCACUUCGAGGAGUUCGAGAACGCGACCAGGAAUCUUCCGAUGAGUCUGAACAAGGGCAAAGACUUCGGUUACAUCGCGAGUGGUUUGAACGAAAUGGCUUAUCCGUUGGACAGAUUGAACGAGAACGAGGAAUCCCUGGAAACGUCGAGUCUGUGCAGGUCCAAGAAUCCGACGGCCAAGGAUCUUCUGUUCAACCUCCGCGAGGGGAGGCAGAAGAACGCUCAUACCGCGUUGUCGAUGGACAGGUACGGCAAGGAUUUGAACUUCGCCGUUUCCGAGAAGGAUAUUAAGGAUUUUGGGCUGUUGAAGAAUUAUAGCUUGGAUCGGAUGAAGGAGUUUAAUCUGUCGCUGGAUAGAAUGAGGGACAAUCACAUCGGGAACUUCGCUCUGGAGAGACUCCGCGGCGGUGGCGGAUUGCUAGAGAACCCUCCUAUCUUAGAGCACAACGAGUUUAAGAAUAUUCAGGCGCAACCGAGGAACCAGAAUAUCGAGGCGAUCGCGUUGGAAAGGAUGAGACGGUCUCAUCUGCUGGGCACCGAUCUGACAGCACAGAAUCUAUCCUCGCAGCUGUCUCAUCCGCAUUCUAUCACCCAGAUGCAACACUCGCAGCAACAACAGCAACAACAGGCCAAGUCGUUCACUAUCGAUGCUAUUCUUGGGCUGAGGAACAAUCCAAGGGAGAAACGGGGCCAACAGCAACAGUACAAGAAACACCAAGGCCAGGAAGGCGGCGCGAAGAACGGAAGCUCGAGCUCUUGUUCCGGCGGCGGUGGCAAGCUGAAGAGGGUGCGGACGAUCUUCACCGCGGAACAAUUGGAGCGGCUGGAGGGCGAGUUCGCGCGUCAACAAUACAUGGUCGGCCCGGAGAGACUGUACCUGGCGCACGCACUCAGGCUGACCGAGGCGCAGGUGAAGGUCUGGUUCCAGAACCGACGGAUCAAGUGGCGGAAACACCAUCACGAGCAGCAGAGCCAGCGAGUGCACGAGUUCCAGCGCACGCUGAAUUCCUCCCUGGAGCACGAGGACAGCAACGAGGCCGACAAAUGGUGA
Nomia melanderi (Alkali bee) is the source of this 1251-nucleotide messenger RNA. RefSeq lists its product as uncharacterized. Gene Ontology annotation, cellular component: nucleus. The record is from RefSeq and is a predicted model, not a curated record. Gene Ontology annotation, biological process: neuron differentiation; central nervous system development; regulation of transcription by RNA polymerase II. Lineage: Eukaryota; Metazoa; Arthropoda; Insecta; Hymenoptera; Halictidae. Gene Ontology annotation, molecular function: RNA polymerase II cis-regulatory region sequence-specific DNA binding; DNA-binding transcription factor activity, RNA polymerase II-specific.